AAGACGCUGCCGGUUCCUGCCUCGCGCCCUUUCCCACAGUCUGUCUUUCUGCGCACUCUCUCAUCAGGGCUCCAUGGCACGCAAGGGUGACAGUGGUGCUCAUCUCCAAAGUUUCACGCUCAUGGAGCCGGAGAGUGAGAGCGCGCUGGUCCGGUCUAUUUACUACGGUAAAAUCGGUAAGGGGAAAACGGAAAGGUUGCUGGAGAGGCAUGGUAGAGAGGGGAGCUUUCUCCUGCGGGACAGUGAGAGUCUGCAGGGAAUGUAUUGCCUCUGCGUGAGAAAGACACCGUACGUCCACACUUACAGAAUCCACCACUCCUCUGAAGGAUGGACACUUCAGUUAUCUCCUGGGCAGAUGCUGCAGUGUUUCAGGACUCUGGAGAAGCUGAUAGAGAACUGCAGAGAGGGGGUCGGUGCUGACAGCAUACCUCCGCUCACACACCCCCUGGACAAAACACAGCUGAGAGACGAGAGGCUGCGGAGCGAGACGGCCUAUAUGGAAAUGUGAAGUGGGACGACUUGUACAUGUGUGUGUGUGUGUGUGUUUGUGUGUACAUGUGUAUUCAAUUUAACCUUUAGGAGACAAUGCUUUUGUUGUUUACAAAAGUGCACCUGUUUAUGUCUGUUGUUCCACAACUAGGCAUGUGGUUUCCCAUGGAGGGAUGCAUUGGCGUGUGUGUGUGUGUGUGUGUGUGUGUGUGUGUGUGUGUGUGUGUGUGUGUGUGUGUGUGUGUGUGUGUGUGUGUGUGUGUGUGUGUGUGUGUGUGUGUGUGUGUGCGUGCGUGCGUGCGUGCGUGUGUGUGCGUGUGUGUGAGUUUGCAUGUUUAUAUGCAUACAUGUGGACCAAUUCUGCCAUAAGUGCACACAAAGACAUUAAAACUGCCAUCUGCCAUGGUCUUUCUCUCUAUGUAUAAUGUACAUUAUAUGACUCACGUUAAACGGAUAUGUUACUGAUGAAGAUUUUAUUAGUGAAAAGGCUGCCAUUGCAAAUAAGAAUGUGCUCUUCAUUGACUUAGGGAACACUGUUAAAAAAGUGGACAAAUCCAAAACAGAGGCUUAAAUGCAAAUAUAGACAUGAUUUUUUGGGAGAUAAUGUCUUUAUUGACUUGCCUGGUUAAAUAAAUGUUAAACAAAUACAAAUAUUUAAAAAAUUCAAUUUUUAUUGUUUUGGUAUUAAAGGCAUAUUCCUUUCUUAA
Messenger RNA from Oncorhynchus tshawytscha (Chinook salmon), 1196 nucleotides. RefSeq names its product SH2 domain-containing protein 1A-like. NCBI's taxonomy places the organism in Eukaryota, Metazoa, Chordata, Actinopteri, Salmoniformes, Salmonidae. The record is from RefSeq and is a predicted model, not a curated record. Bases 74 to 508 code for a protein of 144 amino acids. The transcript is spliced from 4 exons.